CUUGGCUUCGGGCGCUCGCUGGUGGCGGACCCGGAGGCUGCUGCUGCGCGCUGGGGCUCUUUGGCCCGGAUCGAAUUCGAUCCGGAGCCAUGAGUGUGGACAAGGCCGAGUUAUGCGGGUCUCUGCUCACCUGGUUGCAGACGUUCCAAGUUCCGUCCCCCUGUGCCAGCCCUCAGGACCUGAGCAGCGGACUCGCCAUAGCCCAUGUGCUGAAUCAGAUAGACCCUUCCUGGUUCAACGACGCAUGGCUCCAGGGCAUCACAGAGGACCCAAGUCCCAGCUGGAGGUUGAAGGUCAGGACACUGGAGAAGCUCUUACAGAGCCUGAUGGAGUACUCGAAGGAUGUUCUGGGGCACCCUGUGUCAGAACAGCACCUUCCGGACAUCAGCCUCAUCGGCGAGGUUGCAGAUCCUGCAGAGCUCGGCAAACUGCUUCAGUUGGUACUGGGCUGUGCUAUCAGUUGUGAGAAAAAACAGGAGUACAUCCAAAGAAUUAUGACGCUGGAGGAGUCUGUUCAGCAGGUAGUGAUGGAAGCCAUCCAGGAGCUCAUGACAAAAGACACUUCUGAUUCCCCGUCACCGGAGACUUAUGGGAACUUUGAUACACAGUCCCGCAGGUACUAUUUCCUGAGUGAGGAAGUGGAGGAGGGUGACGAACUUCAGCAACGCUACCUGGAUCUGGAGCGGCAGCUUGUGCUCCUUUCAGAGGAGAAGCAGAGUCUGGCACAAGAGAAUGCUGCCCUACGGGAGAGGGUGGGCCGGUCGGAAGUGGAGAGCGCCCCAGGCCUCACCGCCAAGAAACUGUUGCUUCUGCAGUCCCAGCUGGAACAGCUGCAGGAGGAGAAUUUUAGGCUGGAGAGCAGCCGGGAAGAUGAGCGGCUGCGCUGCUUAGAGCUGGAGCGUGAGGUCACGGAGCUGCAGCAGCGGAACCAAGCGCUGACCAGCCUUUCCCAGGAGGCUCAAGCGCUGAAGGAUGAGAUGGACGAGCUGCGACAGUCCUCUGAACGUGCAAGGCAGCUGGAGGCCACUCUGAGCAGCUGCCGCCGCCGCCUGGGCGAGCUCCGGGAGCUCCGGCGGCAGGUGCGGCAGCUGGAGGAGCGAAAUGCGGGCGACGCUGAGCGCACGAGGCAGCUGGAAGAGGAGUUGCGCAGGGCGGGAUCCCUGCGUGCCCAGCUCGAGGCUCAGCGCAGGCAGGUACAAGAGCUGCAGGGCCAGUGGCAGGAAGAGGCCAUGAAGGCUGAGAAGUGGCUGUUUGAGUGCCGAAACCUAGAGGAGAAGUGUGACCUGGUGACAAAGGAGAAGGAGCGGCUGUUGGCGGAGAGGGACUCCCUGAGGGAAGCCAAUGAAGAGCUCCGCUGCGCCCAGCUGCAGCCAAGGGGAUUGACUCAAGCUGACCUGUCGCUGGAUCCUACCCCUUCUGGACCAGAAAACUUGGCAGCAGAGAUCAUGCCUGCAGAGCUCAGAGAGACGCUCCUGCGGCUUCAACUGGAGAACAAGCGUCUGUGCCAGCAGGAGGCCGCGGACCGGGAGAGACAGGAGGAGCUGCAGCGCCACCUGGAGGAGGCCAACCGGGCACGCCAUGGGCUGGAGACGCAGCACCGGCUGAACCAGCAGCAGCUGUCUGAGCUAAGGGCCCAGGUGGAAGAUCUACAGAAGGCCUUGCAGGAGCAAGGGGCCAAAACUGAGGAUCCCACCCUGCUGAAGAGGAAGCUGGAGGAUCAUCUGCAGAAGCUGCAUGAGGCUGAUCUGGAGCUGCAGAGGAAACGAGAGUACAUUGAGGAGCUGGAGCCUCCCGCUGACAGCAACACAGCUCGACGGAUUGAGGAGCUGCAGGACAGUCUGCAGAAGAAGGAUGCAGACUUGCGGGCCAUGGAGGAACGAUACCGCCGCUAUGUGGACAAGGCACGCACGGUCAUUCAGACCCUGGAACCCAAGCAGCGGCCACCCACUGGAGUGCCCCCGGAAUUCCAAACCCUGAGGACACAGCUCUGGGAGAGGAACAUGCGGAUACGGCAGCUGGAGAUGGACUGUGAGAAGAGUCGGAGUCAGCGGGAGCAGGAAGAAAAGCUGCUCAUCAGUGCCUGGUACAGCAUGGGCAUGGCCUUGGAGCAGCGAGCUGGGGAAGAGCAGGCUCCAGCCCAUGCCCAGUCCUUCCUGGCACAGCAAAGACUGGCCACCAAUGCUCGCCGAGGACCCCUGGGGCGCCUGGCUUCUCUGAGCCUUCGCCACACUGACAAGCACUGACAGACCUCAACUUCCUGCCACCUGCUGGAGCCCUCCAGCUCCUAGGGUCCCUGGUUUGGGACCUUGACCUUGAUUGAGGCUAUAAUUUCUGCCCUUUGAUUCCUGAGAUGGAAGAGAAGGGAGUGGCAGAUAGCAAGUAUAGUCCUAACCCUUUUAGCAAUGUGAUCCUCGAUUCUUCCCCGGGGCUUUAUGUAUUACCUGGGAAGAGCCUGAUUUUAUAUUUGAAAAGAAUAAAGACUUUAAAUAAAGACUUUAUCUGUCAUGA
Messenger RNA from Psammomys obesus (fat sand rat), 2508 nucleotides. It is a transcript of the gene Hook2, whose product is annotated as hook microtubule tethering protein 2. The record is from RefSeq and is a predicted model, not a curated record. Gene Ontology annotation, cellular component: cytoplasm; centrosome. Gene Ontology annotation, biological process: cytoskeleton-dependent intracellular transport; cytoplasmic microtubule organization. NCBI's taxonomy places the organism in Eukaryota, Metazoa, Chordata, Mammalia, Rodentia, Muridae. Bases 90 to 2243 code for a protein of 717 amino acids. The transcript is spliced from 22 exons. Gene Ontology annotation, molecular function: dynein light intermediate chain binding; microtubule binding.